CCCUCUGUGAUCUCAGGCUGUGAUGGCGGAGGUGGAAGACACCGACAUCAUGAUGAGCUACCAGGCGGAUUUCUUAAAAAGCGGCAGGAAAAGCAGCCGCUAUCCGUACUGCAUUGUCUGGACACCUAUCCCGAUUCUAUCGUGGGUGCUUCCCUUCAUUGGUCACAUGGGCAUCUGCACCUCAUCAGGGGUCAUAAGAGACUUUGCAGGAUCCUACUUCGUUUCGGAGGAUAACAUGGGGUUUGGUCGACCUACAAAGUUUUGGAGACUUGAUGUUGAUAAGGUUUGUGGGAAUGGCGCAGCUACAUGGGACCAAGCAGUCCAUGAUGCAUCUGAGGAAUACAAAUGCAGGCCGCACAACUUGUGUUUAGAUAACUGUCAUUCCCACGUUGCCAUGGCUUUAAACCUCAUGAGAUAUGACAACUGCACAUCCUGGAACAUGGUCAACCUCUGUGUGCUGUCCUUCAUUCAUGGGAAGCAUGUCAGCUGGGCAGCAGUCCUGAAGACCUGGCUUCCCUUCGUCAUGCUCUGUGGAGUCCUCGCCACAUUCAUUCUGACGCUGAACCUACAGUAAAACGGCGAGCGGCAUCGGGAGAGGGCUUUAGUUAUACUGAAUACUGUAUUAUCAUUGACAUGAUGAGUGCGUGUUUUGAUGGGACAUUUGCCAGAUCAACAAAAUAUCAUAUGGAGUUCUGAUUGUGUUUAAUUUAACCAUUUUCUUGUUUGUUUGUAGUUUCUAAAGGACACAUAUGAUCAUUUUUACAACUUUUCCUUAUCACUUGUCUUCAGGCUUGUAGUUCCUGGUAGUUAAGUCCAUUUAUUUCAUUGGAAGUAUCAAAGAAUAUAUCAGGAAAGGCGAGGGUUGCUGAAAAGGGAUGUUGACAAUGUGGAACCCAUAAAAAACACUAUGUCCUCAUAAUGCAAACCUGUUUUUGCAAUAUUCAUUAGUUCAUAAGGUUAAAAAAUAUACUGUAAAUAAUAAUAGUUGUAGGUCAGGGGAACCUUGUCUUCCAGCAGCAGCUUGGAGACCGAUCAAAAGGGCAUCCUCUUGAGGGAUUUAGUCUUUUUUUUUAAAGCCUAGUGUGCCUGUAAUUUACUACAGUGGUAAAAACCAAUUGUGACAGAAAAGUAAUUUAAAGCAUUCGAAUAUGGUUUCAGAUGAAUAUCAUUUCUCUAGUUCUGUCCAAUGUAGUUUCUUGGAUGUGCACAGAAAGGCUUUAGUAUAUAUAUAUA
Molecule: messenger RNA, 1233 nt
Organism: Cyprinodon variegatus (sheepshead minnow)
Lineage: Eukaryota; Metazoa; Chordata; Actinopteri; Cyprinodontiformes; Cyprinodontidae
Gene: tmem222
Product: transmembrane protein 222
Exons: 6
Coding region: 23-574 (183 amino acids)
Source: RefSeq, a predicted model, not a curated record